AUGGAAAACGAUACUUAUCCAAUUCCUGACACUUUGAUUUCCAUAGCUCAUACAUACCAAAUCAUUCUUGGCUGUUUAACGUUCGCUCUUGUUUUACCAUUUGUUUUAAUUCCAUUUUCGCGGUUUCCAUUGGGAAGUACCGCCGCUGUGCUAGUCGGCGCUUUUUUGAUGGUUACCACCACUGUCAUCGAUCAAACUCAUGUUUAUAAAGUUAUCGGCGAUGCAAACAAUUUAAAAACGAUCUUUCUUCUUUGGGGUAUGAUGGUUAUUUCAUCGUACUUCGAACGUGAACGUUUAAUUGAUUAUCUAUUGAACAAACUUUUCCCACCUGGAUUAGCAUUUCACUGGUGGUUGCUACGAUUGAGUAUCAUCGAUUCCAUUGUCGCAGCUUUAUUUACUAAUGAUGUUGCUUGUGUGAUACUCACACCAUUGGUAUUGAAGAAAUGGAUUGAACAAGAACGAGAUAAAUAUGAAUUAGAUACGUUACUGUUGGCAAUAGCUACUCAAGCGAAUAUUGGAAGUACAUUGACGAUUUUUGGCAAUCCACAAAUGGCGUUGAUGGCAUCGAAAUCAAAUGCAUUUGUUGAUCAUCAUAGUCGAUUGGAAUUAAAAACCUGUGUUCAAUAUUUAUGGUUACCAACUUUAACUGUUUGGCUACUCAAUUUGCUCUUUCUCAUCUUCUACUAUCGUCUAAAUCGAUGUCGAUCAAAUCGAACAUCGCCUAAGCAAACAACGAGUGAAACAGCUGCUGUUCAUAUAGUAGAAGAACAAGUUCAAACGUCAGUUGUUGUUAGUCAAAGUACACCUAGAUCGACUCGGCAUACGGAAAGUUUUCGAAUGAAACGGAUGAACGAGUCAUCAGAAAGAGCGUCGAUGCGAACGUUGCGACCUUCACCGGCAAUGGUAGAUCGAUGCGUUUCAGUUGCAUCAUUUGCAACUCUAGAAGAGCUUGCCGAGGAAUAUGAAGAGUCACUAGAAUCAUCUCGCUCUCGACCUUUUAAAAUUAUUCUUUGUGCAUUACUCAUUCUCGUUAUUAUUCUAUUAUUUAUCUCAAAUGACAAAAUUUAUUUUGAUAUUGGUUUGAUACCAGUUGGAGCAGCGAUCAUACUCAUCGUUGUUGAUACUUUAAUCAAUCGCCGAUCUCCCAUUUUUAUACUGACACGAAUUGAUUGGAAUGUUCUUCUUCUCUUCUUUGGCCUUUUUGUUUGGCUCGAUGGAUUGAAUUCGACUGGUAUUCCUCAUUGGUUAUGGGUAGCACUUAAACUCGAUCGAGCAACGCUAAAAGAUCUAAAUUCUUUAUUACUUUUCUACAUAUUUAUUCUUAUUGGUAGCAAUGUUUUCUCUAAUGUACCUCUAACGUUACUUGUUCUCGAACAAGUUCCACGCACAGGUGACCAUCUCAAUUUGAUCUUGUAUCUUGCGUUUAUUACAACAAUUGCCGGUAAUUUGACUCUGUUUGGUAGUGUGGCAAAUCUCAUCGUCGCUCAAAAGGCAUUGGCAAGUCCAAUUAAAUAUCGAUUUCAAUUCUGGACUUAUUUCAAGUACGGAUUUCCAACAACGAUUCUACUCAGAAAUGAAAAGCAAAAACGAGAAGGAGAAAAAUUUGUUUUUUCAAUGUUGGCAAUGUCUUGGAGGAUCCUUCUACUUUUGAUCUGUCAUCAUCAUUGGCACACGCAAUCAAUACGUAUAAAUAGAAUUGACAAUGCACAAUUUUAUCCAAGCAAUUCCACUUCGCAAUUGAUGAUCGUUCCUAAUGUACCGUCGGUCCGUGCAUGCGCCUGUCAAUGCAAUGCGUAUUCAACUUGUUCUCUUGCAAAUUAUGAUGGUGUUUUGCAAAAAUGUUCACUUUUCUCAGCAGCUAGAUGGGAGGGAAAGUUACAGCUAAGUGCUAUAAGUCAAAAGAAUACAGUAAUCAUCUUUACUCAGGCAUAUCCUACUAACACGACGCUAUUAUACACUACGACGACAAUGCCAUUAACAACUAUGAGUGUUUCAUGUAUGCCAUCAUCUACAUGUAUUGCUACAUAUACAACGUCACCGACUACUUAUCAAAAACAAAUGUACAACUACACAGCAGUAUCUACUGGAAUUGCUCUUCUUGAGUUUGGUUUUAAGGCUAAGAAUCCAUCAUUUACUUGGCAUCUCGAUGAUGUUAGUGUUAUUGAUAUAAGCGCAUUGGGUAUUGAAAUGUUACUCAACGGAAAUUUUGAAAUGUCGUCAUUAGUUGGUUGGCAAAUAGUAUGUAGUAGUCAGAGUUGUCUUCCUAGCAAACAAAGCAGUCUCGUUCAAACUAAUUGUCACAAUAGUUCCAACUGUUACGAAGGAGCAUGUCAAGGAAAUUAUGAUUAUUUGCGUCAAUAUUUUAAUGUCACAAUCAGACAUAUCUACACUCUAAGUUUCUGGUUGUAUACCGAUGGAAACAUACAACAGGAAGCCUAUGUUAAUAUUAGUUGA
Molecule: messenger RNA, 2454 nt
Organism: Adineta ricciae
Lineage: Eukaryota; Metazoa; Rotifera; Eurotatoria; Adinetida; Adinetidae
Source: the annotation of a GenBank genome assembly